Molecule: messenger RNA, 5567 nt
Organism: Sebastes umbrosus (honeycomb rockfish)
Lineage: Eukaryota; Metazoa; Chordata; Actinopteri; Perciformes; Sebastidae
Product: potassium voltage-gated channel subfamily B member 2-like
Exons: 3
Coding region: 874-3465 (863 amino acids)
Biological process (GO): protein homooligomerization; potassium ion transmembrane transport
Cellular component (GO): voltage-gated potassium channel complex; membrane
Molecular function (GO): delayed rectifier potassium channel activity; protein binding
Source: RefSeq, a predicted model, not a curated record
UAUGUGAUACAUAUAAUGUUAAAAAAAAAAAAAACAUCCUUUAAGCUUUUAAUAUUCUGUGAUUAAUUAUAGAGAUACACCAGAAAUCAAGAAAAGUUAAAAAUAGAAAAAUAGAUUUAUUUUAAGUAACAGAGCUCAGUAACAGAGAGUUCUACUGGAGGUGGAAACAAGCUGUUGAUGUGGAGCUGUCCUUGGUGCUGAACGCCUCAAUCCAAUUACCUCUCUCUCUCUCUAUUUCUCUCUAUCUCUCUCUCUCCCUCUCUCUCUCUCUCCCUCUCUCUCUCUCUUGCUCAUCCCUUUAUUCUCUGUUCCUCUGGGCCGGUGUCUCUUCGGGCCAGCUGGUUCAUACUUCUUCUUCUUCUUUUCUCUCUCUAUAUAUUAUCAGCUGUGUGUUUUCUCCACAUGGAGCUCCUCCCUGAGCAUCACACAUCUCUCGGGACAUUUCCUCUCUUGCGCUGAUUUUUUUUGUUGUUGUUUUUUUUUUGUUUGUUGUUCGCCAAAAUGUGGCUGAUCUCCAGCGGUCUGUGCGCUCUCGGGAGGCUUCGCGAAUCAGCGUCCGGAGAGGAGGCGAGGCAGCUGGGAUAAGAACUAGAGAACUACCCUGGGGUGCUAUGGUGGGACCUCCUGGAAGAGACACAGUUGGGCUUUCCCCAAAUAUCACCUUCACUUUCCACAGAGCCAUGGAUCAAACCAGGAGUUUAGUGGUCUGAACACAGCCAGGUGAGCUUGGUGGGCCUGGGCCACCUUCCCCACAACUGACUGACCACCAUCAUCAUCUCACUGAGCCUCACAGCUCCAGACAUUCACACACAUACCACUACAACCUGUCUGAGGUAACCCACUCCCACAGUAGGACACACAUACAGAGCAGACAUGACGGACAGAGUGAACUUCAGCACGCCCAAAGUCGGCCCGCGACCCGCCGCAGGUCCCAUGCUCCCCCCUGAGCCCAUCGACAUCAUCCGCAUUAAGGCCCGCUCCCGGCGGGUCCGGCUCAACGUCGGAGGUCUCACACAUGAAGUCCUGUGGAGAACACUGGACCGGCUGCCCAGAACCCGUCUGGGACGGCUAAGAGACUGCAACACCCACGAGUCGCUGCUGGAGAUCUGCGAUGACUACAGCCUCAAUGAGAACGAGUACUUCUUCGACCGGCACCCGGUGGCCUUCUCCUCCAUCCUCAACUUCUACAGGACGGGGAAGCUGCACAUGAUGGAGGAGAUGUGCGCCCUGUCUUUCGGCCAGGAGCUGGACUACUGGGGGAUCGACGAGAUCUACCUGGAGUCGUGCUGCCAGGCGCGGUACCACCAGAAGAAGGAGCAGAUGAACGAGGAGCUGAGGAGGGAGGCGGAGACGCUGAGGGAGAAGGACGUGGAGGAGGAGGAACACGGUUGCUGUCCCGACAAGAGACAGAAGCUCUGGGAUCUGCUGGAGAAACCCAGCUCGUCUGUGGCUGCAAAGGUCCUGGCUAUGAUCUCCAUCCUGUUCAUCAUCAUUUCCACCAUCUCGUUGUCCCUAAACACCCUACCGGAGCUCCAGGUGGUAGAUGAAUUUGGACAGUUCAAUGACAACCCCAGUCUAGCCCACGUAGAAGCUGUCUGCAUUGCCUGGUUCACCAUGGAGUACAUACUACGUCUGCUCUCAGCACCCAACAAGUGGGAUUUCAUCAAAGCACCACUGAACAUCAUUGAUUUGCUGGCUAUCCUGCCUUACUAUGUGACCCUCUGCCUAACGGAGUCUAACAAGAACGUAAUGCAGUUCCAGAACGUGCGCCGUGUGGUCCAGAUCUUCCGAAUUAUGAGGAUCCUGAGGAUCCUGAAGCUGGCCAGGCACUCGACAGGACUCCAGUCUUUGGGCUUCACUUUGCGAAGGAGCUAUAAUGAGUUGGGUCUACUGAUCCUCUUCUUAGCCAUGGGCAUUAUGAUCUUCUCUAGCUUGGUGUUCUUUGCUGAGAAGGACGAGGACGCCACCAAAUUCACCAGUAUCCCUGCCUCCUUCUGGUGGGCUACCAUUACUAUGACUACUGUUGGUUAUGGAGACAUCUACCCACAAACCCUGCUGGGCAAGAUUGUAGGUGGACUUUGCUGCAUAGCCGGUGUGUUGGUCAUUGCCCUUCCCAUCCCAAUCAUUGUCAACAACUUCUCUGAGUUCUACCGAGAGCAGAAGAGGCAGGAGAAGGCCAUCAAGAGGAGGGAAGCUCUUGAAAGAGCGAAACGGAGUGGAAGCAUUAUUUCUAUUAACCUAAAGGAUGCUUUUGCACGCAGUAUGGAACUCACAGAUGUGUUGGUGGAAAAGAGAGAGGACAGUAAGUGUCCUCUGGACAAUAACCUGUCGCCCAGCCGCUGGAGCUACCACAAACACUACACCAAUGCAGAGGUGGGUAGCCCAGUCAAGUCCCAACAUUCUCAUUACCUGGAAGUGGCUCAGCAAGGCUCCCCUGAACGGGUCAAGUCUCAAACUACCCCUCAAAAACUCAACGCAAAGCGACUGGAAGACACUUACAACAAGACGGCAGCCAUCCGGGAGCAGCCGGAGAGAAACAAAGAGGAGCAGAUGGAGAUGAAAGCAUUGACUUCCACUCAAGCCCGACAAACUUCGCCUGAAGUUGCCAGGAAAUUCUCCAAUGUGGUUGAUGAACUUUUAGUGGAAAGAGGGGAAAGAAGCUCUCUGCUCCCCAGCGCUGAAGGGGAUAACACUAGUGCUAGAAACCCGCGCAUCCCCCCUCCCUUGGAUCUAACUCAGAUCAGCACUAUUGAGGUGAGCAAAGGCCCUGACAGCAUCCAGCCAAUGGCCAUUAUUAAAGAGGGUUUGUAUGAGUUUGUGUCCACCCCCAAAGGAAGUGGGACUGGAGAUAUGGAUAUGGAAAGUGUCGAAAGCUCUGGAAUGACCUAUGACAGCAUCUCCAGCUCCUUGCAAGAUUAUAGCAGCCCUAAAAAGACAAGAGCCCACAAGUUUGACUUCAUUGGAUCCCAAGACGACGUGCUUAUGGCGGUGAUGACACCUGUAGCAACCUUGGCCUCCACUGGAUCAGCCAAGCUUGCUCAGCUGCUUUCCGACGACAUGGUUUCCAGGUUCUCUCCCUCUCCUAGCUCUGUAACCCAUGAAGUUAAGUCUCCGCUGGCAAUCCUGCAAUCUCUGUCUCCGGCCCAGCAAUCUGUCAGUCCAAGCAACUCCCAGGGGGGAGGUGAGGGUUCAGCAGCCAGGAGCUUAGAGGGUGAAGGGCAGCUCACAGGCUUAAGCCACCAGGAGAAGAAUCACAUGGAAAGGUCUGCUGUCGGCUCAGGCAGCAGCGCUAGCCCACUGCAGUCUAAAGCCAGCCCGCUCAACUGCACCCAGGAGCUAGCAACUAUGGAAGGAGGGGAGGAAGAAGAAGAAGGAAGGGAUGGAGCAGAACAGAGUAGGGAGAAACGAGAAAAUCACAUUGUUCGGGAUGGAAACGCGUCACCACCCUGUGAAACGCCCAUGUGAGCCGGAGAAAAGUUCACAGAUGGGGAUGCCAAAUGGAUGGGUUGAUGAAAAGGUUGACGGGAUGGAUGACGGCAACUACCCAGAAUAAACUGGAACAACUAUUACCUGGUGUGGGUAGUGCACCUGUUGACAAAGACAAUAUGGAAACACACAUGACAGUUGUUAUAGUUUUUCUGGGGCGAUGCACUUGUCAUACCCCACAAGACUUUUGGAGUCUCAUCUCUUUACUACUGUAAAGUAGUACUAUAAAGUACUGCCAUCCAGAAACAGACAUCUCUGCGGUGCUGUUAUUAUUAUUAUUACAUUGAGGGAAGUCAGAAGCACAUGCCCACUGUCUGGGUACUAUCUGAAAGACACUGUCUCAUAUCAGUAUUAUUGACGUAUUCUUUGUAGACCAGACUGAUAUGCUGCAGAGCAACUGAUAAAUCUUUUAGGGCUCAGACGUGAGCAUAAACGAAGCCUUGUGUAAAUGAGAGUAUUUACGACUAUCCUCAGAGAGUUUUUGUGUACAGCUCAACAGUUUCCUAUUGCUUGCUAUUUAGGCCUAUUUCUUAUGAUGGACUAAUAACACCAAGGAAAGACAGGAGGUGGAGGGAAGUAAUAUUUUUUUACAAUUAUCUAAGCAAAAUUGAUCUUUUACAAGACUUGAAAAAAUGAUGAGUCUUCAUUCUGUAUAGUGGGUCUUGCUUACUCAUCAUUCUCUCAAUCUAGGUAUUACGCUAUUGUAAUGGUACCCAGAUCAAACACAGCACUCUUUAUCACUUCAUUGGACACACAUAACAUUGUAUACAGUGCAGGAGGACAUCCGCUGUAUCCCUAAACACUGACCGUGUAUGUUCAGUUUUAUGUAUGUUUCUCUUUUUGGUUUUGAAUUUUUGUCUCUCCUUUUUCUAUAAUACCUGAAAUAGGGUCUUGAAGGUGAAAAGGGAAUAGACUAGGGAUGCAAAGGCUAUUGUAUUUACUGCUAGACACACACUUCUAGAAUAAGAGAAGUCCUUAAAAAAAGAAAAGAAACAGCUAAGGAAACAAAAUACUCACAAGGAGACAGGUGAAAUGAUCAGAUAUAAGGACAGUGUACAAGUUCACUGAUCGCUCCUGUGUGGGUGAUCUCACACUGCCUGUGUACCAGCUCAGGGGCUCCUCCUUCAGUGUCAUGCAUUGCUGUACUGAAUGUGUCAUAGCAGGCCGACGUGGCUUGAACCAUUCCAAAGGAACCUCCAAAUAUGGCUGACCGUCUUUUCCCAUCCUUUAUCAAAACAUUGACCGGCCACUUGUUUAAUGGUGUGUUCAGGCUGCCCUCCUGAAUUCAGGAAGUUGACGAAGAGCGCCCAAACACAAUCUGUUUUAGUCUCUGUGAGACUACUGUUUUAUUAAAGAGUAAUUCCGGUUUAAUACAACUUCUUUCUAUCACUAAUAAUAACACUAUAUGCACACCAAUUUAAUUGUUGAGAUCUGGGAACACGGUGACAUCAAUAAAAAGAAGACCAACGGGUCAAGAAACAUGAGCAGUCAAACUAUCAGACUGGUUGGAAACCGACCAACAUGAGCAGUCAAACUUAUUUGGAAGAGAAAACGAAGACAAAAUGUGGAAAGAUCACCCAAGGAUCCAUCAAUAUACCUACCUGUAAGCCUUGGUUUUACUCCCAAUCGGACGUGUACACGGAGAGUUGCACCAUGGCCGCGUAUUACUUCUGUUUAUACUCCUUUCUGGAGUCCACACAUGUGCAGUAGAUCGUUAUGCUACCACUGGUAGCGUAGUGGCGGCGCGGAAAAGUCCGGACAAGUUUGUGUAGUCACAACAAAUUGGAAGUAUGUUUCCAGACAGAGUCUAUGGGUACACCUUCCGAUGCCGAUUUUCGGCACGCGGACCCUUGUGGAUGCGGAAAGUAUAAUUUCGGUUUUAGGCCUUCAGUAUGCUUCUUGGGGAGGAGGCUGAAUCCAACCAUUCUUGUAACUUUCCCAAACCGCCAACUCACCGAUCACUUCCACAGUGAUUGACCAGGUUUGUGGAGGUGUGACAACAGUUUAAACUUCUCCCUCAGGCUUUGAGUGCAACACCUUGACAGCCGGAGGAGAGACCGCCUGAAAGUGGUGCUAUUAAU